Messenger RNA from Phytophthora infestans T30-4, 2850 nucleotides. RefSeq lists its product as uncharacterized. The record is from RefSeq and is a predicted model, not a curated record. The coding region runs from base 1 to 2850 and encodes 949 amino acids. The transcript has 2 exons. Lineage: Eukaryota; Oomycota; Peronosporomycetes; Peronosporales; Peronosporaceae.
AUGCCGCUGCCAAUCUUCGCGCAUCGCCCCUGCCCACAUGCAGACAUCAACGGCUCAUCCAGCGGCCUCGAGGCCGUAGAGCUCAUCGACGUGAAGGCAGAACGCCGUCUGCUGCUCGAGACUCUCCGAGAAUCUGGCCGAAAGCUGGCGUGGCACUCGGAAGUCGCCGACCUUCACGCUUUCCGCAAAGUUUUGUCGUUCGGCUGUCGUGCACUGCACUUCUCGGGGCAUGGCGUCCCUGGUCAAGUGAUCUUCGAGACGCGCAAGGGUGAAGCGCAGUUCGUCUCCCAACAAGAACUACAGGACCUGCUUCUAGCUGGAGGCGCCGAGAGCCGCCGGCCAAGACACAAGCGCGACAAAAAGAUCCGUAAUCGUCAAAACCGACGCCAGAAGAGCUCAGAAUCCAGCGACAGCAGCAGUGAGAACUCCAGCUCAUACAGCAGCAGUGACGACGCCACGUCGGGGCUUGCAAUCCGAAGUCACAGGGUGGAGAGAGGCUGGGUGGCCCUAUCGCCUCCUCCAGUGCAUGCAAAACCUAAAACUCCGUUACAAUUAGUGUUCGUGAGUGCAUGUCACUCCGAGAGUGUAGCUCAGGCCUUCGUAAGCGCCGGAGUUCCCCACGUCGUUGUGGUUUCCAAGGAGGAAAAAGUGUUGGACCGUAAAGCCAUGGAGUUCGCCAAAGCCUUUUAUACGGCGCUAUUUGUAGGCCAUUCAGUGGCAAAAAGCUUCCAGAUUGGACGUGUGCAAGCGGAUAUUGCCGUCGCCAGUAACGCAAGUACAGGGAGACCGUCAGAGUUUAUAUUAUUAGGAGAUGGCGACCAUAACGACGCCCUGUUUCGAGAUGUAGCGGUGGGGGAUUGUGUUGAAACUGAAAUGGGCGGAAGAAGAGGAAGCGGUACUGUAAACGAGUGUGAUACUGUGGCCGAGGUGUUCGUCGGGCGGUCGCUGGAGGUGCAUCAAGUGUAUAAAUCCCUCGUGGAAGGCGCCAGACUGGUGAGUAUUACGGGGGAACGAGGCAUCGGCAAGACUGAAGUGGCCCUGCAAUGUGCGCAGUAUGCCACGGAACGUCGAAUCUUUCGUCACAUAUUUUACUUACGCUUGAGUGCGGGCAAUGAAAGGGAAGAUGACAUGUCUGAGCUGGAGCCGUCAGAAUUAAUAAUUAGGUUUGCCAAGUGUUUGGGUCUUCAAGCAACAACACUCGAUGAACUGGCGGAACAAGCACGCCAACGCUGUGAAGUAGAAAGUCAGGGAGAUGGCAACAGUUUUCUACUGAUUUUGGACGGCUGCAAUCGCGCGCAACGACAGACUCCCAGAUUUUAUACGAUCGUCGCGAUGCUAUUGCGGCGUGUGAAUUCCCUGGCCUUGCUGUUGACGGGUGAUGGCAAAUUCGGUGCCUUGGACGGCGUCGGAGAGAAGAUAAUCUCUGUGGGUCCGCUUCCUGCUGCUGACGCGGCGCUGCUGUUCACUUUUCGUGCGCCUCGGAAGAUUAAGGCGCAUGAAAUGGGCGGAAGUGCCGACUUGGAGGCGUUUGGCGAACACCCAAUCAUCAAGAGCCUACGAGGGCAUCCACGGACGAUCUGUGCGGUCUCACAGUUCCUGGAGAAGAAAGAUAUGGAGCUGGACCAACGAGAGUUUCUAAGCUACAUCAUCCCGUCCGUGAACACUGGACUUUGUAUGGGCAAAAUCGACGCCACACGUCCGGAUUGUGGACUGGAAUCACAUCAACGAAAUGAGCAGGAAACGCUGCGUCUAGUGAAGGCGACGUCGAUGGAUGGAUGCUCCUCAAAUCCUCAUAAAUAUUACAAACAUAGUCAUGCUCCGUGUAUUCUAGAGGAGGUGGAAUACCAACAUCGACCGAGGGCCCAGGAGACACAAAUACGUCGGAUGAAGCCCGUGGCUUCUCGGUCUGAUGUCUUCACAGCCAAAUCCUCUCUAUUAUCCAGUGGAAGCAGUGAUGGACAAGGGACAGACUCUCCGCCAUUGGAAACGCACCCACUGGUCUCGACCAGAAGCGAGCCGAGCUUAACUGGGUCCAUUGCAUCGCCAACAACGUCGCUUCAACAACUCUGUCUCCUCAAGGUGGCAGACCACGUGAGGCCGAUUAUUCAGAGUGAAGGAGGCAGUUUAGUAUGGGCACGAGCUGUGGUUCUCAACGCUUCUCUUCCUGAUUGUCGAAACCCUGGAGGCGGCUUGAAAGACGGCUAUUCGGCUGCGGCGGUACGUCAAUUACAGGAACUGAAGGAAGCUCCGAUGGACUGGAUCGCACCGCAAGUGAGCUGUUUCUUCGCCACCAAGCUCAAAGCAGAUGCGGCCAAGCGACCAUUAUCCUCGCGCAGUAUCGAUUUUCUUAGCAAAAGUUCACUUGUCUGGGGUCGUGACUGCGCUGCCCCGGCUCAACGCGGUGGAGCGGUGAGUCUUCGUAUGUUUUCGGCCUUCUGGGCGUGGUUUCGACCGCUUGUCGACUGUAUCUUGUACUCCACUCUGUGGCCGCAUACGGAGCCACGUCUGCUUCAUGGAUUUCUGUCCAAAGGCGCGUGUGUUAGUAUGCUGGAGCGUGCACCACCGGGCACUUUUCUGUUGCGCUUCAGCGAGACUCGUGUACGCUGUCUUGUGAUUGCGUACGUACGCGACGACCAGUACGUGCAGUUUGUGCCGAUAACGUGGCUGCCAGAACGUGGCGGGUGGUUUGUUGCACUUGAAGAUGAUAAUUCUGGUGCUGCCAACAACGGCGUGACCUUCCCGACGAUUCAGGAAUUAAUCCUCAGUGUCAACGUGCUAAAGUUUCUAUUUCCUCACUCACCCAAAGAAGCAGCCUUCACACUGCAAGGCAGAAAGAUGAAGACUGUAUGA